CGCAUUCACCCCUCGAACGCGUCGCUGGAACGACGCUGCCACAAACGCCGCUAACGCCAGACCAACGCCGUCCGUUACUACUUGCUGCUGCUGCUGCGUGAUAAACACCGCCGAACGACCGACAACCUGUGCAGGCGAAUGAAUAUGUGGGGCCGAGCAAACAUGGGAGUCGUCGUCCUGUUCUUGGUCGUCCUCUGCACCAUUGCUAAUGCGGAAGGUGCGACGGAUGUUUCUGCAGAGACUGAGGCGGUCCUCGACAAGGCCGUUGCGUGGCUUUGGGGAAAACGAGACAAGGAUGCCGGUUGGGGUAACGAGACUCAGCGAGUCCUUCUUACCCUUCGGUUGGCCAACUUGUCCCAGGAGGACGAGGUCCCGCCGCAACCAUCGCUGGAGCUGCAGCUUAGCGGGAAGCAAAUGGAACUGGAAAUCGUUCUUCUACUAUGGCGACACCACGAGAUACCGUAUGCUCCGAUGCGUCUGGCUCAGUACACCCUGGCGUUGAACGCCCUCUGCAUGGACCCGAGACAGUUUCACGGUCACGACCUGAUCGGCACGCUGCAGCACCACGAACCCCAACUCGACUUCGAAUUCGCUUUCUCAACCCUGGCCGCUUGCAGCGCACAAGCUCACGUAAGGAAGCGACAAAUCCGAAGACUCCUCGACAUAGCCAACGCCGCGCAGGAUCACAACAUCGACACGGUGGCAAUGGUGAUCCUCGCGCUGCGUUGCAUAGUCCAGGAUCAUCGACACCGGAAUCUUCACCACUUCGUGAGAAAGCCAUCGCUGGGUCUCGCCCAUCAGCAGCAACACGACGGGAGCUUCGGUAACCUGCACACGACCGCUUUGGUCAUGCAGGCACUCGAGGAAGCGGAAAACGAGCCGGCUGAGAAUUGGAAUCGGUCGGCUGCCGUCACUUGGCUAGCAGCUCGACAACGAUCCGACGGCAGCUUCGAUAAAGACGUUAAAACGACCGCCGAGGCAAUUUUGGGACUUUCGGCCAAGGGUCUGGCCAACAUUCGGGCUCUCGAUUGCGGCCAAGGCGUCGCCGAUGUCCUCCCACCUCGGCUGACCAAUCCAAACGAGAUCGCGUUGGCGGACAAUCACAGCGAGGUGAUCCUCCUCUCGCCUACCGGAUCCAACGUGACCAAUCCAACGGAACCCGCCGGCACCCAGGCUCCCACCAUGGUUAACAUCAGCUACACUCUCUGGGUUGGAAGCAACGUGAACGAGACGUACAACCUGACGAUAACAGCCCCGAGGAACGAAACUUUCUACGAGGUGAUGAUCACCGCCGCUGAAAUGUCGCCCCACUUCCAGUUUGCGGCCUCCGAAUGGCCGAACGGUCAUUAUGUUCAUACGCUGGCCGGAUACAAGGAGGAGCCGAUGUCGUAUCAUUAUUGGCUGCUGUACAGACUGCCGACGCCACCGGAAGCUGGGUCUCCACCCGGAAAUCAGCUGGUCGCACCAGGAGGUGUCGACGACCUGCAGAUCAGCGAGGGCGACCAUUACCUCUUCUGGUACAAAAAACUGUAAGAAAGUGCGAAUGCGGAAUCGGAAAGUUGAGGGGAAACAGGCAGAUUCCGACGGAGGGACGAGAAACACCGAAUUCAGGACUAAAAAAAAAAGUAACUCAAUGCGAAAACGGGAUACUCGAUGCAUCCUGACAAUUAGUUACGAUUUAACAACUGAAUAACUUGUAAUAUUAUUCAUCAGAGGAACAAUUAAUCAUUGUCGAGAUGGCGAAUCAAUCAACGAUCCAACUCAAAACGACGCGUGAUUUUGUGACGUUAUUUUGUCGCGCGUUGCGUUUCGCACGUUUUAUGCUCUGCAUCGACACGCGGUAACGUCAAGUUUUAUAUGAUGAAACUGCAAUGCACAACCAUAUUGUACUUAUUAUUAUUAUAAUAACAUUUAACGAAACAACCGAUAUAUCAUAGUAUUAGUAUUCGUAAUGGUACCAUUUACAUUUACGUGUAUACAUGAAUAUGUAGGUAUAUAUAUACACACACACACACACAUAUAUAUAUAUAUACAUAUAUACAUGAUUGAUCGGGUUGGCUUUUUCCACCUAUGGAGUCGUAUAUUGUGUUUUUGGGAUUCUUAUGAGAUAUACAAUUUUGAGUAACGAUUGUAAUUUAUUCAAUAAAGACGUGGUUAUCGCAUA
Molecule: messenger RNA, 2164 nt
Organism: Neodiprion fabricii
Lineage: Eukaryota; Metazoa; Arthropoda; Insecta; Hymenoptera; Diprionidae
Exons: 7
Coding region: 139-1533 (464 amino acids)
Biological process (GO): cobalamin transport
Molecular function (GO): cobalamin binding
Source: RefSeq, a predicted model, not a curated record